AUGUCCUAUGUUGAGCUGGAUCUCUCCAUUCCCUUCUCACGCAAAUUGUGGGAUGCCAAAACUGCCGCUCAAUGGAAAGCCAUAUACCUUCAAGAAGUCCCCAAAACAAUGCCUGCCAUACCGUCUUUGGCCACCACUUUGGAAGAUAUCUCUGAUCUCAGUCGAUUCCCUCGUCAUGGGGAUCUUCGAUUGGCCGCUUUGGCAAAUAUGCAUGGCAUACUGGCUAUGGUCGUAGAUUGCAAUAAACCACGUCGCAGUUCAUCCGGUCAAUGGAGCACACUGGUUAUGAAGUUAUGGCAGCAAGAAUUGCAGCAAGUUUUGGAGAAAUUCGAAAUAGUUGCAGUCAAGCCUCUACAGCAAUCAGUACCAGCCAUUCCGCUCAUCUAUCACACCGCUUCACUGUCGUUAUACCUGCCACUAAGUAUCCUUGAGACAUUCACGGGGAAAGACGGUGAAGCGCGGUCGGUUGAUACAUACCAGUCGUAUAUUCAGCAAAUUAGUCUUGAAAAUCUGCGAAACGCAAGCUGGCAUGCUGGUCAGGUGCUGCGAAUCGCAAGAUGUAUGCCUUCCGGGUCACUCACUGCAUUUUGCGCAACUUGUCUUUACUUUGCUGCGCUAGCACUGUGGUCCUUAAGCACCGUCUUCUCAUUAAAUCCAUCGAUUUCAGAUACCAGGAUCGGUAAUGAGGAGCCUGUGUUUCUCUUGGAUGGAGACGCUGACAAUGCUACAUUACGUCGAUUCUUUCUUUCUGGGCAGGGAAACCCUGCUCUAUCAUCUUCCGGAAAGCAUGUGCCUUUGGGUGAUCGAGCGGCUGUCAUGGGUCUUUUCCAGCAACUGUUACGGUCGAAGCGCCGUGGAGGUACCUCUGAUCAGCAAACAAAAGCUUUGGAUCAUGCUUUUUGCGUUCUGGGAAAUGAUACUGUCACUCCCACUCAGAAUCACCGGAAUACCUAG
Messenger RNA from Penicillium odoratum, 954 nucleotides. RefSeq names its product C6 and C2H2 transcription factor RegA-like. The coding region runs from base 1 to 954 and encodes 317 amino acids. The transcript has a single exon. NCBI's taxonomy places the organism in Eukaryota, Fungi, Ascomycota, Eurotiomycetes, Eurotiales, Aspergillaceae. The record is from RefSeq and is a predicted model, not a curated record.